AUGCUUCGCGGCAGAGGGUCGUGGGUCGGAUUGUCGACCCGGUUGAAACACUAUAGGAUCGAACCGGAGAAGACCGAAUCUAGUGCUGUUGCUCAGAACAGCGAGACUGAAUCUGUUAUUUCUCGUUACGAUGAGACGUAUAAGAAACUAGAUAAGCUCGAUUUCGUGACCGCUGCGAAGAUCUUGUUCAGUGCACCACCCAAGAAGAAUAAAUUUUGGGUACUUUCUCUGCUUGACUGGCAUAUUGUGCAAUUCAUUAUCGUCUGCUUGCCGUCUCUAGCUGUUUACCUGGUUGCUCAAUAUGCUCGCCGUAAAAUGAAGAUAGUGGACGCUGUGAGUUUUCAUUUCUUGUUCAUUACCAAACUGAUAUCCCGAGAGAAAGAAGAGGCUGAAAAGAAGGCCUUAGAAGAAGAAGCAGCAACCAAGUCUCAGGAUGAGCUAAUGGAGAUGAAACAGAGACUGAGAAAAAUCGAAGAGACAAUAAAUGAGAUUGUUUUGGAAGCCAAGAAACCUGCUCCAUCAAAAACACAAGGAGAUCAAAUCUACUAA
Brassica oleracea var. oleracea is the source of this 549-nucleotide messenger RNA. RefSeq lists its product as uncharacterized. The record is from RefSeq and is a predicted model, not a curated record. The transcript is spliced from 5 exons. The coding region runs from base 1 to 549 and encodes 182 amino acids. NCBI's taxonomy places the organism in Eukaryota, Viridiplantae, Streptophyta, Magnoliopsida, Brassicales, Brassicaceae.